AUGCGUUACAUUAGGUUUUCGUUGGCAGCAGCAGUAGCGUCUGGCCUUCUCUUUCUCGGUCUUGCUUCUACAGCAGUCGACGCAGCAUCCUCGUGCAAUCCUUCAACAUGCGUGCAUCCAGGUUGCGUGUGCCCGUCUAUGAUGCCUCCCAAAGGCAUGGACCCUAAGACAGUUCCGCAGUUCUUCACCCUCACAUUUGACGACGCCGUUCAAGGUCCAACUGUUCCUGUCGCUUCGUCACUCAUGAAGCCCCAUACCAAUCCCAACGGCUGUCCCAUCAAGGCAACAUGGUUUGCACAAACGGUCUAUUCUGAUUAUUCGCUUAUCCAACAGUGGUACGCUGCUGGCAAUGAGGUUGCAGAUCACACCAUGAACCAUCUGGGAACUCCGCCAGCAGAGGAGAUUGUUGGUAACCGUAAGGCUAUCAAUGCAUUCUCUGGAAUCCCCUUUGCCAAGCUGAACGGUUUUCGCGCCCCAUUCUUAAACUACUCCGAUGCCACAUUCCAAAUCCUGGGGCAAGAGAAAUUUCUCUACGACUCUUCAACCGCUGCCGUUCCCUCAGACGCAUAUUGGCCCUACACACUCGAUAGCGGUCUUCACAACGACUGCUGGAAUGGAAUCUGCGAUAAGACCAUUUCGAUUCCGGGCAUGUGGGAGAUCCCUAUGCACGCAAUUAUGGACAGCGACCUGCCCACAGCUAUUCCCCAUGUCAUGGAUGUUCAGCUGGAAGCCUCAGCCGAUGUUAUUACUGGCUUGUUGCACAAGAACUUUGACCGCCACUACCAAGGCAACCGCGCACCAUUCGGUAUUUACUUGCACCCAGUUCACGUCGGUAACGCGACGCAGCUCUACAAUGACUUUUUCACAUAUGCGCGCUCGCUCCCCGAUGUGUGGUUCGUGACAAACCAACAGUUGCUCCAGUGGAUGCAGAACCCUGUCCCGGCUUCACUGCUCGCAAACCAGCCCUACAUGAAAUGUGAGCAGCCCGCAGUCGGCAAGGAGAUCUGCAACGGAUUGGACGACACAAAGUCAGGCUCGAUUGACAAGGGUGUAUUGGAGACCUGCAACUUCGUUGCUGGUCCUUGGUCAACGUGCUACGGAUGCCCCAAGUCAAUACCCUCCGUUGCUGAUCCGGUCCCUGAGCGUGUUGCCGCUGCUGGCCAGAGUGGUUACCGCACACCUGUACCAUCGACCUGCGCCAUGGAGUGGUGGGAUCCUAUUGCGGCUCAAUGUCUCUGCCAGAGUUCGAACUGCACGUUUACAGACAUCGCGGUGUCCACUAACAAGGGCGGGGUAGAUCUCUCUGGGGGCUCUGGCAGCACCAGUACUGCACACAAUGCUGCUGGCCGACAGAUCUCGAAUGUUCGAACUGGGCUUGGACUGGUCGCUGUAGUAGCUGUUAGUCUAUCCCAGCUGCUUUAA
Messenger RNA from Gamsiella multidivaricata, 1422 nucleotides. RefSeq lists its product as uncharacterized. The record is from RefSeq and is a predicted model, not a curated record. The transcript is spliced from 2 exons. Gene Ontology annotation, molecular function: hydrolase activity, acting on carbon-nitrogen (but not peptide) bonds. NCBI's taxonomy places the organism in Eukaryota, Fungi, Mortierellomycota, Mortierellomycetes, Mortierellales, Mortierellaceae. Gene Ontology annotation, biological process: carbohydrate metabolic process. Bases 1 to 1422 code for a protein of 473 amino acids.